Molecule: messenger RNA, 619 nt
Organism: Phytophthora nicotianae INRA-310
Lineage: Eukaryota; Oomycota; Peronosporomycetes; Peronosporales; Peronosporaceae
Exons: 2
Coding region: 125-385 (86 amino acids)
Source: RefSeq, a predicted model, not a curated record
CAACAGGCGCGACGAGUGCCGAUGCCCAAAGCGAAUUCGAGCGGUCAGUUUGCAAUUUGCCAGCUCUUGCGCACCGCAUCUCGACCGGACCAAGCCAGCCAGCUAGCAAGCACCCAGCCUCAAGAUGACUAAGACCUCCUCUGUUGACGCUGAAUCACCGACUAAGACGGAGUGCCUGGAGCUCUUCCGCGCACUGAAGAACAAGGACGAGCUGUCGCGCUCGUGCAAAGAGAUCAUGCAAAUGAUCACGGCCAACGACAAGGGCGUCAUGGAGAAUGAGCCGCUCAACACGCACGGCGGAAGCCGGACGCGCGGUGGCAUCAGUCACGCAGCGCUGCAGCGUCGCUUCACGGGCAAAAUGUCGGGGGUCAGUCUCUCCGGCUAAGGCGCUUUGAUGACUUUAAGACCUAAUCCAGUCGAGUCGAGCCCAGCCCCACUCGUUGCGUAGUAUUCUUCACCAAGUCAAGUAGGAGAGCCGUGUAGAGGAGUGAAGUCGGCCAGGGGCGGCCGGGUGUAGCUGUACCAAUACCCCCUCGCAAAAAAUCUCCGUCGUCGAAGCUUCAACAUUAAUUCACCCAAUAACACACUCAAGAAUGAUUGUCGUUUAAUUUUUCCUCUG